AACUUUGAUUGAGCUCCUGCACUGUUGUCCUCGCGAGCUUGACUCUUGAGACUCGGCAGAAGGGAGAGGGAGAGAGAGAGAGAGAGGGAGGGAGUGAAGGGAGGGAAGGCAAGGGAGGGGAGAGGGUUAGUUGGUCCAGGUCCACGACAGGCUCAACUGCGAGGAACCACCACUCAGAGGCCCAUCGAUCCGCGCGAAUCGAGUCGAGCUGAGCGUCUGCCUUCCUCCGAGAGCAUAAGCAGACCACACGCCCUGGGUUCAGCUCAAGAGGGACGAGCUUCGAGCAGAGGCGGGCCGAGGACGAGCACAGGACGAGCAGGUGUGGACUUGACGACUGACCACUGACGAAGCUCGCUUGCGAAGGCUGUGAUUCGGAGUCUCGUCGAGGAGGAGGAGGAGGAGGAAGCAGAGGAUUCGAGGGCAGCAGCUGACAGCGAAGGCCUGCAGGUCGAAACCUCCGCUCAGAGGUCGUCGAGGUUUCGACUAUGGCAACGAUAGACAUCGAGUCCCUGCUCAAGGAGACUCCAGCGGGGGUGCAGAAGACGAAGAUUAUCUGCACGCUGGGGCCCAAGUCUCGAGAUGUGGAAACUCUGGAGCAUAUGCUGCAGGCCGGGAUGAAUGUGGCGCGGUUCAAUUUCUCGCACGGAUCGUAUGAUUACCAUCAGGGCACCUUGGACGCUCUGAAGCAGGCGAUGACCAACACGCAGAUCAUGUGCGCCGUGCUGCUCGACACCAAGGGCCCCGAGAUCCGAACCGGAGUGCUGAAGAACGGCAAGCCUAUUCCCAUCAGCAAGGACCGCGAGAUCACGCUCACCACGGACUACGACUUCGAAGGCGACGAGAACACCAUCGCUCUGAGCUACAAAAAGCUGGCCGAGCAUGUGCACCCGGGCAGCACGAUUUUGAUCGCCGACGGAAGCAUCACCUUGACCGUCCUGGAAUGCGACAUCGCCGGGGGCACGGUGCGGUGCCGAUGCGAGAACUCGGCCACGCUGGGCGAGAAGAAGAAUUGCAACUUGCCCGGAGUGGUGGUGGAUCUGCCCACCGUGACCAAGAAGGACGAGGACGACAUCCUGAUCUGGGGAGUGAAGAAUAAGGUCGACUUCAUCGCCGCGUCGUUCGUGCGCAAGGGCAGCGACGUGAAGAAAAUCAAGGAGCUGCUGGGCUCGAACGCCCGCAGCAUUCAGAUCAUCUCCAAGGUGGAGAAUCAGGAGGGGCUGGUCAACUUCGAUGACAUUCUGCGCGAGAGCGACGGCAUCAUGGUGGCCCGUGGAGAUCUGGGAAUGGAGAUCCCCACCGAGAAGAUCUUCCUGGCGCAGAAGAUGAUGAUCUUCAAGUGCAACUCCGCGGGCAAGCCCGUGGUCACGGCGACGCAGAUGCUCGAGUCCAUGUGCAAAUCGCCCCGCCCCACCAGGGCCGAGGCCACGGACGUCGCCAACGCGGUGCUCGAUGGCACCGACGCUGUCAUGCUGAGCGGGGAGACGGCCGCAGGGGCGUACCCCGUGAACGCCGUGAAGAUCAUGGCGGCCAUCUGCCGGGAGGCCGAGGCGUCGCUCGACUACGACGCCAUCUUCAAGAGCAUCAUGAAAUCGGCUCCCCUGCCCAUGACGCCGCUCGAGAGUCUGGCCUCGUCCGCCGUGAGGACGGCCAACAAGGUGCGCGCCUCGCUGAUCAUCGUGCUCACGAGAGGGGGCAGCACCGCCAAGCUCGUGGCCAAGUAUCGCCCGUCGGUGCCCAUCCUCUCGGUGGCGGUGCCCGUGAUGACGACCGACAGCUUGACAUGGGAGCUCAGCGAGGAAUCGCCCGCCCGCCAUAGUCUCGUCUGCCGAGGAUUGAUCCCUCUUCUGGCCGAGGGCGCAGCCAAGGCCACCGACUCCGACACCACCGAUGAAAUUCUCGCCGCCGCCAUCGCCUAUGCCCUCAAGUCGCACCUGUGCCAACACGGCGACGCCAUCGUGGCCCUGCAUCGCAUCGGUGCCGCCUCGGUCAUCAAGAUCAUGGACAUCAAGUGAUAGCUUCAUCCUCCGAUUCUCGCCUCAAAAUUAUUUCUUGCCACCCGAGAAAUCGACCAAUAAGAGCAAGCAGGCUGUCACCAACCUCCUCUUUUUCUGGUCAGAAAUUUUCUUUCUCAGAGUGUAGAAGGCUGUUGUUUCUCGUUGUUAUAUGCUGUAACAUAAAGAAUGACAUCCACGGGUAGGGAUUCUCGACUCCUCAGUAAAAGUGUCAAUAUUUUAGUACAGUUUGAUCUGCUCUCGCUCUGUUUUGAUAUUCUCGCGCCCAUUUCUGGGCGCGCCUUUUUAACCAUACCCUGCAUGAAACGCAAUGUGCAUCGACUCUGGCGACGGACGAGCGCAUCGGUGUCGGUCUCCCGAAAUUGGGUUCCUCUCG
Molecule: messenger RNA, 2388 nt
Organism: Marchantia polymorpha subsp. ruderalis
Lineage: Eukaryota; Viridiplantae; Streptophyta; Marchantiopsida; Marchantiales; Marchantiaceae
Source: the annotation of a GenBank genome assembly